This is a messenger RNA of Anopheles merus, 2321 nucleotides long. RefSeq names its product serine/threonine-protein kinase ATM-like. The record is from RefSeq and is a predicted model, not a curated record. Bases 57 to 2321 code for a protein of 754 amino acids. The transcript has 7 exons. Gene Ontology annotation, molecular function: protein binding; protein serine/threonine kinase activity. Gene Ontology annotation, biological process: negative regulation of TORC1 signaling; DNA damage checkpoint signaling; intrinsic apoptotic signaling pathway in response to DNA damage. Lineage: Eukaryota; Metazoa; Arthropoda; Insecta; Diptera; Culicidae. Gene Ontology annotation, cellular component: nucleus.
CGGAAGAGAUCAAACUCUUCACUCGUACCACCGGACGCAGUUUGUCGUUGCGGCCAAUGCUUGCCAACGAACGGAUCGAGUACAGCGCUUUUGUGCAGCAGCUGUCAGCCGCGUUGCUGUCAUUUUUGGGAAAUACGAUGAUUAAAAAGCUGGCCGAACAGGAAACGACAUUCGUCGAGAAGCUUGUCCCUUUGCUGGUACAGAUAACGAUAAAGCAAUUCGAAGAGUCAAUCAUCGAUAGCAUGGGCAGCUUUAUUAAUGAGUUUUUCAACGAGUUCGCUGCCAUUCAAAAUGAGGUUCACAAUAUUUUCAAUGACCCGAAAGCUAUUCAACUGAUGCUUACCAUCGUGGAGUGUGUUCGGAUACAUAAUCAAUGCUUUCCACAGUACAAAAUUUCCGUUAACUAUCUACGAAUCGCACAAGCGUCUCAAUUCUGUCAGGCACACUUUAAAGCCAUCCUGUAUGGUGACCUCUGGUACCGGGAGGAAGAGGAGCAAGGCAAGCAUGAUGCCAAACGACACCCGGAACUGCAAAACAUAAUGAAAUCAUGCCAUUUGGCGAUCGGCGUAAACGAUGCAGUUAAAUCAUUCCUCAACCCAAUCCAGGAACGGAUGGAAUAUUACCGUCUAGAGCAGAAUUACGCCAGAUGCUUGGUUAUGCAAGAUGCAAGCACACCGUGGUCGCAAGAUACCGCCCUGGACAGUGCGGGCACACAGAAUGCCAUCUUGCAAACACUGAAAGACUCCUCACUGUACGGUUUGGCUAGAUCGUUACAUGUCGCACCGCAACAGAUUGAUUACGAGUGUGCCUGGCGGCUGUCCGACUGGAAUGUACUAUUCGACGCGGACGGCGGUGUUGGUCCCAAUUCGCGAUCCUUCGAGCGAGCGCAUUACAAAGCGCUCAAGUGUUUGCAGCUGCGCGAUGAACUCGCGGUGGAAAGUGCGAUCGUGGCAGCGCAGCGUGCCGUUAGCGAACUUUUCAAGCUUACCAGCAUCGAAUCCACCAAACACAUCUACCACGGGCUGUGCCGGUUGCGGAUGCUGCAGCAGAUCGAAGACUUCGGUGAGGUACACUUCUCCAGACAGAUCGACUGCGAGCAGGACCUGCUGAACCGGUGGAGGGAACAGGACGAGCUGCCGCACAGCGAGUUCACGCUGCUGGAAACGAUCCUUUCCCAGCGGCUGUCCAUCUUCAGCACGGCCGGGAUUCGUGCGAAACGUAAAUGGGUACCGCCGGCAGUGUACAGCACGCUGCUGCUGCUGAUCCACGAAUCGCGCCUGCGAGGCUUCGUGGACUGUGCGGUACGGAAUGUGGUGCUGAUCGGGAAGCAGGAGCUGCCGGCCAACGUGCAGUCGGUGGUGAUGCUGGAAAAUGCACAGCUCAAUUGGAGUGCCGGCCAGCCGGUGCUGGCGAAGGAGUUGGCGUGGGAAGUAAUGAACAGCGCCAAGUACACUGAUCCGAUGGUGAAGGGAGUGGCGUGUCGCCUUUACGGUGAGUUCCUUGCCGAAGGACACUCGCAGGAGAUCAAGUCGCUAUGCUCGGACUACUUUCAACAAGCGGAAAAAUAUGUCCAGUUUGUGCUGUCGCGACAGGCGGCGGCGACGGCUGCGGGUGGCGAACAGAAAACCUCGCCCGGGAACGUUCCCGCUAACCAUCGUUGCUUCGACGUGGAUCGUAACUUCACCGUGCAGCACACCGUCGCGAAGUACGCGGAUCGUGAAUUUGUGCGGCUCACCAAAUUCAUCCGCUCUCAGGAGUGGGAGGCACGGAAAACGAAUCUCGCCCGCAUGGAGGUCGAGCUGGUCCGCCUGAGGGAGGAAACGCAACGUGCCACCGAUCAGCGCGCGACAAGAAAGCGGCCGAAGAGGGUGGAACAGAAUCGCUGGGACUACUUGAAUCUGGCACUGUGCUAUUAUCUGAUGUACGCGAAACAGAGCACGAUCGUGAGCGACAUGGUGAUAUUUAGGAUCAUGUCGCUGUGGUUGAACAAUCAGGAAAAUACGAGCGCAAAGGAGUUGAUCGAAGAGUCGCUGCUUACCAUUCCUUCGUACAAGUUUAUUGCCGUUUUACCGCAGCUUACACCGCGCGUCGGGCUGGACAGUGGGGACGGUGCGCUGGUGCAGAAAGCUUUGAUAAGAUGCGCCCUGGACCAUCCCCAUCACACGCUUCCGUUUGUGUUUGCGCAGCUGCAUGCGUAUAAAGAUCAACCGGAUCACGAAACUCCCACCAACGAUAACCGUUUAAUGGGUGUGCGGGAGGUGUACAAAAAGCUGCGCAAAGAACCAACGCUCGAGCAAAUGUUGCACCAACAGAGAGAAUGA